GCAGGGGGUCGAUUUGCAGGUAGAGAUGCAGAUUGGGCAUCGAUUUUGAUCACAUAGAUCGAGGCUGCACCGCUGCAGCACUCAUAUGGACGUUCCGCCGCCGCACUCGACGUGAGCCUCCUCCACCUGCAAGACCUGCAGUACGCAUGGCAGGAAUUCGUCAGCGAUGCGGCGCGCGGACACUUAUGACGCUGCUCGCCUGCGUGGCCCGCGCGUCGGCGCUGACGGCGUCAACGCCGACGAUCUCAGUUAUUGCGGAAGGUCCUGAGUACCUCGUCGUCCACAAACCGGCCGGCGUGCCCUGUCACCGACGCGACGACCGGCCCGGUAUAUUGGAGCUCGUGGGCGGCACGGACUUGAAACUCUGCCACCGCCUAGACGACGGCACGUCCGGCUGCCUCGUCCUCGCCAAGGGCCGGCGGGCCGCCGCGGCCAUCGGCGACGCGUUCGCGGCGAAACGCGUGGCCAAGGUCUACGUGGGGCUGACAGCUUCGAGGCCGUCGAAGAAGAAGGGCGUCAUCGUCGGAGACAUGGUCCGCUCGCGGCGAAGUCAGUGGCGGCUGACGCGGGACAGCGCGAACCCGGCUUGCACCUGGCUCUCGCGGUCGAUCGGCCUAGGGCCCGGCGAGGAUCCGGCCGCUCGACUUCUCGUCGCGAGACCACUGACCGGUAAGACGCACCAGAUACGCGUCGCCGCGAAGAGCAUUGGCGCGCCGCUUCUCGGCGACGGCCUCUACGGCGGCGGAAAAGCAGAUAGGCUCUACCUGCACGCCGCCGCGAUACGCAUCCCAGACGUGGGCCUCGACGCGCGCGCGUCGCCCGACUCGGGCGCGUCGUUCCUGUCGCGGCGCUUCGCGGACGCCUGGAGCGCGGUCGACCUCGAGGCGGAGCUCGCGGACGACGCGCUGCCCCGCGCGGCGCGCGAGUUUCUGGCGCGGCAGCGGGUAUCAUAAUCAUGUUGUAUUUUUUACAGAUAAU
Messenger RNA from Pelagomonas calceolata, 978 nucleotides. The record is from the annotation of a GenBank genome assembly. Lineage: Eukaryota; Pelagophyceae; Pelagomonadales; Pelagomonadaceae.